This is a messenger RNA of Gymnodraco acuticeps, 2774 nucleotides long. RefSeq lists its product as uncharacterized. The transcript has 2 exons. The record is from RefSeq and is a predicted model, not a curated record. NCBI's taxonomy places the organism in Eukaryota, Metazoa, Chordata, Actinopteri, Perciformes, Bathydraconidae. Bases 627 to 1523 code for a protein of 298 amino acids.
CCGUGCAGAGCACCAGAGCAGUAAUACCCGGCGGUAAGGGGUUUAUCCGCCCGGCUGAGCGCUGUGUCGGUUGAUUGUAAAACUGAACUCCGGGGAUUUUUAUUCCCGCAGGAAAGACGGAGCGACGCUUCCCUCUUAAGAUUUCCAGCAUUUUCAUAUCACAUUCCUGAAGUUUCUGAAGAGCUCAGCAGACGGGCCGACAGCAGACCACCAGGACCCUUCAGUCUGAGGAGGGAUAAAGACAGGAGUGUGUGUUUUCAAGUGAAGUGGCCCCUGUGUUUGCUGGAUAUGGCUUUUCUGUGUUUGAGAGAAAGACACUGGGACCAGAUCUGAGGUCAAGACCUUCCGUCUCCUCCCCUCCCCCCCGGAGUCACAUGACAGCGCGAGGCACAACCCGGGGUUGCUAUAGCUACCGACUGAAAUAUUUGUAUACUCACUUGGAAAAGCAACACAGACAGGAUCUCUCAUUGGGAGGGGAACGAGCCAGAGGAGCUUCAAAGUGAGUUUGCUUUGUAAACUGUUCAUUUACCCCCCCCCCCCCCCCUCCUCUCUACCCACAUACACACAGUGUUCCCCUCCUCUCAGACAAAGAGACGUUUUCCCUGAAUCACCUCAAAUUGACCAAAAUGCCAGCAAAGACACCAAUGUACUUAAAAACUACAACUCCCAAGAAGGGUAAGAGGCUGAGGCUCCGGGAUGUGCUCUCAGGGGACAUGAUCAGCCCCCCGCUGGGCGACGUGCGUCACAGCGCACACGUGGGGCCGGAAGGUGAGGGCGACAUGUUUGGAGACGUGGGCUUCCUGCAGGGGAAGAUGGGCAUGCUGUCGGGGCUGAGCGGGGGGCCGGACGGGCGGUCCCACAGCGUGGAGCAGCGCCUGGACCACGGCCCGGACCCCCACAGCUACGCCUACAACGGCUUCCACUACCAGCACUCCUCCAGCGGCCUGCUGAAGACCACCAUCUCCAUGCCCGUGUUCAUCGCCCACGAGCAGGCCCCACCCAAACCCCCACGCCUCCACCUCGACGACCCCUCCCCUCCUUCCCAACAGAACCACUUCCACCCCCACCAGACCCCCACAGACUCCAGCCACAGACAGGCUAACGGCCACAGCCGCUCGGACAGCCGCAGCCAGAUGUUUGAGAAUGGGUUGGUGGGCCGCCUGGCGUCAGAGCCCUGCAGAGACGUCUCCCUCCCCCCUGCCGUCCGCCGGCUCGUCCCCUCCUCCGGGUCCUUCUCGGAGGGCUCCUCUGAGGACUCCAUGUCAGAGACCUGCGGGCCCCUGGACAGUCGCCGGGGCCUCAGCCUGGACUUUGAUGCCGGCCUGAGCAAUGAGGACCUGAGGAGUGAGCGCAGUGACUCGCCCAGUCCCCCCUGCCGCCCGGCCCCUCUCACCGUCUCAGGGGGGGUGUCCAGGUCAGACUCUCUGAUGGGGUUGAAUCUGGAUCUGGGCCCCUCUAUCAUGGAGGAUGUCCUGAGCAUCAUGGACCGCUACAAGACUGAGGACAACCGCUGUGAGCUGUGAACACUCUGUGUACAGAUACAUACAUCCUGAAAGACUUCAUACAGAUGCUAACAAAGGAGACUGGACGGAGGGUUGAGAGAAGACUGCUUCACAGUGCUUUUGAACAUGUAUCUGGGUAUAUGGAGUGCCUGCCAUCCCACAAACUGAAGUAUUGAAACCCGGUCUGUGUUUUGUACGGGUUGUCCAUCAGAAAACAUGGGAUUACACAGGCUAUUCAGAUGUGUCCCCCUCUUCUCAUGUCACAUGCAGGCUCCCUGCACUUCUCAGGAGGGGGGGCUAAAGCGCUACAGCAGAGCGUUUCAGACAGUGUGAAUACAGGUUUAUUCAGACAGGCAGUAUGAGAACAAUGAUGUGUUUUGAGAACAUUAAAGCUUGUAAAUAUGUUUUAGUAGAGACCCAAUGUAUGAACCUGAAAGUGAGCAUAUGACCUCUUUGAUAAAGGUGAGAAGCAGGUGGACUUUGUUGUGUUGGGACGUGUCUGCCCGAUGGACAACAGACAAGGCAGAAGGCUGGUCCUUAAGAGCCUUUAACAAAGCUGAAACUCCUAACCAUUCACAUUUGAAGAUAAUAGUCCACUUCCAUCUCAAACACAUUCUGUGGACGGAAUACUGGCCUCCACCGACAUUGCAUUGUCUAUCACUCUGAUUAAUGCUGAGCAUGUUCUGCUUGGUAAUGGUUAACAAAUUGCUGACUGUGUAGAUGUGUGGGGACGAAUCAGCAGCUCAGGACUCAUCCACAGCCACUAAUGUCUUACAACUACAGAUGCUCAAAUAAUACAUUUAAAGUCAUACUAAGCUGAAGUGCAAACAUCAUUAUGCUCUGUCCAUAUUCUGUCCUUAUUCAUCCUGGCUGCCUGUUUCAGAAUCAUUCAUAUUGAUAUCUUUACUGGUUUACUGUAACGCUUCAAUGCCAGAAGAAAUGUGAAGAACUCCUGAUUUGCCUCUCCUCUUGUAAAAGAUGAAGAUGCAAGUUCAAAUGGUUUCUAAAGUGACAUGUGAGAACAGCAGCGCUAACAUUUCUUUCUUUCUCUUGAUCAGAGGGAAACAGACAGAGCGUGUUAUUGUAGUUCAACUCAUCAAAUGUUAUUAGAGCUUUUCAAACCUUGGUCUUUCAAAACACUCCUCCUCCACGUUGUGGCUCCCUGUCGGCCUCCAGCACCACCGUCUGGAUAUCACAGUAUCACUCACAUGUCAUUUAUGCUGUUUAUAUCUAUAUGACUGUAAAUGUAAGAAUAAAUUGUUAUAUACUGAG